AUGGCUACUCAGCUCGUGCCGCUCCCAGAGGUCGAACGAUUAAGUACUACAGUUAUCAGAAUUCUAGCUGGAAACCCUGGCAAAUUUACAUUACAAGGAACAAACACAUAUCUAGUCGGCCGUGGUCCUCGACGUCUUUUGAUCGACACUGGAGAAGGUCGCCCCCGCUGGGCCACACUGCUCCAGUCAGUCCUCAAAGAAGAGAACGCCGUUGUCCACGAGGCAUUGCUGACACACUGGCAUCCCGACCAUAUCAAUGGCGUGCCGGAUCUACUAAAAAUCUGCCCCCAGGCUACAGUCUACAAACAUCAACCGAAAGACGGACAGGCCGAUAUUGAAGAUGGACAGAUUUUUCGAGCUGAUGGCGCGACGCUACAGGCAUUUCAUACACCGGGGCAUACGGUCGAUCAUAUGAGUUUUAUAUUACAGGAGGAGGAUGCUAUAUUUACCGGCGACAAUGUUCUGGGCCAUGGAACAGCCGUCUUCGAAGACCUCAGCACCUAUCUCAGUAGCCUCAAGAAAAUGAAAGACUCAGUCCGGGGUCGCGCCUACCCGGGCCACGGCGCCAUAAUCAACGAAGCCAGCGCAAAGAUAGGCGAUUACAUCAACCACCGCCAACAGCGCGAAAAUGAGGUUUUGCGAGUGCUCAAAUUCGGCAAGCUGGAUGUAGCAGCUGCUGAAUCUUCGCCGGAGAGAGUGUCGAGCUGGACGCCGAUACAGUUGGUGAAAGUGAUCUAUAAGGAUGUGCCUGAGAGUCUGCAUUUACCGGCGUCGCAUGGCGUCAUUCAGGUACUGAAUAAAUUAGAAGCGGAGGGCAAGGUUGAGCACGAUGGAGAUACUGGAGAGUGGCAGCUUACUGCACAGAGACCUGCUUUGUGA
Molecule: messenger RNA, 879 nt
Organism: Talaromyces amestolkiae
Lineage: Eukaryota; Fungi; Ascomycota; Eurotiomycetes; Eurotiales; Trichocomaceae
Exons: 4
Coding region: 1-879 (292 amino acids)
Biological process (GO): secondary metabolite biosynthetic process
Source: RefSeq, a predicted model, not a curated record